Peronospora farinosa is the source of this 813-nucleotide messenger RNA. Lineage: Eukaryota; Oomycota; Peronosporomycetes; Peronosporales; Peronosporaceae. The record is from the annotation of a GenBank genome assembly.
AUGGGGAAUGCCGGAAUCAAAGACACUAGUGACAGCAAAAAUGAGAUUUACGUUGAUGAAACAAACGACGAAGUCUUGACGGAAGCUCUACGUGUGAAUCUGCAACGGUUGAUCGUCUUUGCGUGCUCUGCGGAUACGACUUUGCAACGAGAAAUUGCCGAGAAAUUGGCCAAUGAGGCUGUCAAGCCCGAUCGACAAGUACAAAUAGUCGAAUUGGACGGACUGCAGCUGCUGCUACCAUUAACCAAGUCAAAGGAUGCAGAGGUGCAGCGUCUAGCAGCACAUGCUCUUGCCAACCUCUCCGUCAAUUCUGAGAAUCAGUCUAAAAUGGCCACGGAAGGAGGCAUUGAUAUGCUAAUUGACCUCUUAAGUAGUUCAAACGAACACGUGCAGCGUCAAGCUGCAAAGGCACUUGCUAAUCUUGGCGUGAACGUGGACAACAAGGAACGAAUCGCUAAGGCGGGUGGCAUUAAACCGCUUAUUGACUUGGCUAACUCGCACCAGAUCGGAGUCGCUGUCGAGGCCAUUGCAGCACUUGCAAAUUUGGCUGUCAAUGACGCCAAUGAGGUGGAAAUUGCACGAAAAGGAGGCCUGAAGCCUAUUAUUGACGGAGCGCACUCGGAAUCUAUUGAACUCCAGUCGCAGGUGGCACGUGCACUUCGUAAUCUGUCUGUCAAUCCCGAGAACAAACAAGCGAUUGUGGACUUAGGUGGGGUAGAAGCUCUGCAGUCACUUGUCCGUUCUAUCAACGAUCGGAUAUGCCAGCAGGCUACACGUGCGCUCGUUAAUCUUGGCGUCAACGUUGUCGACUAG